GCCACAAACCCUAACGCCAGGCCUCCAGUUUCCGCGGCGGAGCAGGCUAGGGUAAGUGCGACUCUGGUGCAGCAGACGGCUCUGAAAUCUUCCCGCGCUUUCUUCUCAAAGGAUGGAUCAGAUGAUGAUGAGAUGAACGAGGAUGAGGAUGACGAUGAUGAAGAGGAGUCUAGGGCUUUAGAGUUCUUUGUAGGUGUUUUUGACAAGGAUGAUAAGUUGAGAGAGUAUUAUGCGAAACACUAUGAGAAAGGAGAUUUCUUUUGUUUGGUUUGCGAAGGGAUUCGGGUGAAAUUGGGGAGGAGGUAUGUUGAUUGUGUUGGGCUUGUGCAGCAUUCGAUUGCAAUAACAAAGACAAAGAGGAGAGGAGCCCACCGGGGGUUUGGUCGCGCGGUGUGUCGGGUUCUUGGGUGGGAUAUUAAGAGGCUACCGAAUAUCAUUCUUGAUCACAGUGAGCCGAUGGUAGAUUCUCUGGUUAAAGAGGGCAAAAUGCAGAAUGAUGUGCGAAAAGAUGAUGCGGAUGAGGUUCUAACAGAUUGCAUAAAAGAAAAGAGGAUUGAGACACUAGAUGAAGAAGAUGUCAAUAAUGAAAAAGUGGAUAUUCCAACUCAUCUAGAGGUCAGCAAGGAGGAGAGGAAAGGUAAAGAGACUAAUCUGCCAGCUGCUGAGAUUGUGUUAAGGCCAUGCAACCCUAACCAAGGUCAAACACCUGAUGCAACUGGUUUGGAAAGGAACACCCCACUACAGAAGCAAACCCCCCUUGCUGAGGAACAGGCCAAGGUAAAUGCUGCUGCAGUGCAGCAGAAAGUCCUGAAAGCAUGCCAAAAUUUCCUUGCAAAAUCAGAUGCCUCCUCAUCAUCUGAAGAUGAGGAUGAUGACAAGAAUGAGGUGGAGAAGCGUGAGUCUGUAGCCUUAAAAUUCUACUCGGGCCUUUUCUCAAUGAACCCUGAAUUAAAAAAUUACUAUGAGAAGAACCAUGUCAAGGGGGAGUUCUUCUGCUUGGUAUGUGCAGCAAUUGGCAAGAGGACAUGGAAGAGGUUUGGGGAUUGCAAUGGACUUGUGCAGCACUCAUUGUCUAUCGCUAAUACAAAGAGAAAAUGGGCCCACCGGGCAUUUGGGAAGGCUAUCUGCCAAGUGCUUGGCUACGACGUUAAUGAGAAUCUGACUGUCAUUAUUGCUCCUAAAGAGUCUCAAGCGCAACCUUUAGAAAAACCUGCCAACACAGGAUGACACAAAGCCAAGAUGGCAAAUGGCAACGCUGAUUGCUAACAGGAAAAACUGCAGUAUUGUUUUUUUUUUUUUGAGCGGGAAACUGCAGUAUCGUUGAUGCUAUGAGAACAAUUGUGUAGAGUUAAACGAGCCUUGCUGCUUUAGGAAUCUCCAUCUUUAAUUUAAAGUAACCUAGUGCAGGACUGUGAAUAAUGAACGUUAGCUGUCAAGUUUUAGUUAUUUAGCGCAUUGGUUCUUCGGUUUCAGUAAAUCUAGUGAAGGGAAAAGUACUUCAUAAAUGA
This is a messenger RNA of Asparagus officinalis (garden asparagus), 1508 nucleotides long. RefSeq names its product probable protein phosphatase 2C F42G9.1. The transcript is spliced from 4 exons. The annotation marks the transcript as partial. The record is from RefSeq and is a predicted model, not a curated record. Lineage: Eukaryota; Viridiplantae; Streptophyta; Magnoliopsida; Asparagales; Asparagaceae.